CCCAUUGGCUGCAGAAAACACGAAUUCUCCAUUUAUGGAUUGUUUGCCUGGUUUGUACCAUUAGCUGCAUGAACACUGAGUGUAACUGUACUGAUCAAAGGCAAGAAGUCAGACUAGUAGAUGAAUCACGUUUAAGACACAGAGACGAUCUCCGGUUCUCAGCCAUAACCAUGGACAUGGAUAAAGUUUGGUACUGAUGAGAUCAUCCCCGUUGGAGAACUGGAAUUUAAUGUGCACCUGAUUGUUUUUUUUUGUUUACGUUCUUGAAUACAAGUUGUACGGAUAUCUCGUUAAAAUAUAAAAGAUUUUGAGACAACGCCUUCGCUAAAAAGGGGGAAUAAUACUUAAAGAAAAAAUAAAAGCCAAAGAAUGGGGAGCAAAGGCCACUACCGGUACCACUGGCAGAGUCACAACGUCAAGCAGAGUGGCGUGGACGACAUGGUGCUGCUGACGAAGAUCAACGAGGAUGCCAUCGUGGAAAACCUGAAGAAACGCUACAUGGAUGAUUACAUCUUUACAUACAUUGGACCCGUGCUCAUCUCUGUAAAUCCCUUCAAGCAGAUGCCUUACUUCGGAGACAAGGAAGUGGAGAUGUACCAGGGAGCGGCCCAGUACGAGAACCCUCCGCACAUCUAUGCCCUGGCAGACAACAUGUACAGGAACAUGAUGAUCGAUCGAGAAAACCAAUGUGUCAUCAUCAGUGGUGAAAGUGGUGCCGGCAAGACUGUGGCUGCUAAGUACAUCAUGAGCUACAUCUCCAGAGUGUCUGGUGGUGGGUCCAAAGUCCAGCAUGUUAAAGACAUCAUUCUCCAGUCAAACCCUUUGCUGGAGGCCUUUGGAAAUGCAAAGACACUGCGGAACAACAACUCCAGCAGAUUUGGAAAAUACUUUGAAAUCCAGUUCAGCUCGGGAGGAGAGCCAGAUGGGGGGAAAAUUUCCAACUUCCUGCUGGAAAAAUCCCGGGUUGUUAUGAGAAAUCCUGGUGAGAGGAGCUUCCACAUAUUUUACCAGCUGAUAGAAGGAGCCAGCGGAGAUCAAAGAAGCAGUCUUGGAAUCACCUCCCUGGACUAUUACAAUUACCUCAACCAGUCUGGUUCCUACAAGGUGGAAGACAUCAAUGACAAGAGUGACUUUCAAGAGACAAUGCACGCGAUGAACGUGAUUGGGAUCAGGUCCGAGGAGCAGAUGCAGGUCCUGCAGAUCGUGGCGGGCGUGCUGCACCUCGGCAACAUCACCUUCAAGGAGUCUGGGAACUACGCCGCCGUGGAGAGCGAGGAGUUCCUGGCCUUCCCCGCCUUCCUGCUGGGCAUCGACCAGAGCCGGCUGAAGGAGAAGCUCACCAGCAGGAAGAUGGACAGCAAGUGGGGUGGGAAGUCGGAGUCCAUCGACGUCACGCUCAACGUGGAGCAGGCCUGCUACACCAGGGAUGCCCUGUCCAAGGCCCUGCACGCCCGCGUCUUCGAUUACCUGGUGGAGUCGAUUAAUAAAGCCAUGGUGAAGGACCAUCAAGACUACAACAUAGGAGUGCUGGAUAUUUAUGGAUUUGAAAUUUUCCAGAAAAAUGGCUUUGAACAGUUCUGCAUCAACUUUGUGAAUGAAAAACUCCAGCAGAUUUUUAUUGAGCUGACCCUGAAAGCCGAACAGGAAGAGUACAUUCAGGAGGGCAUUAGAUGGACUCCCAUCGACUACUUCAACAACAAGAUUGUCUGUGAUCUCAUAGAGAGUAAAAUUGUAAGUCUUGCUUUUUACACACCUGUGAUUGAACUGAGCUUUCCACCGCCUGAUAUCCAUUCACAGAAACAAGCCAACGAUCUGGUGAGCACCUUGGUGAAAUGCACUCCCCACUACAUCCGCUGUAUCAAACCCAACGAGACCAAGAAGCCAAGGGACUGGGAGGAGGGGCGAGUGAAGCACCAGGUGGAAUAUCUGGGCCUGAAGGAGAACAUCAGAGUCCGCAGGGCGGGCUACGCAUACCGGCGGGUUUUCAGGAAGUUUCUGAACAGGUACGCCAUCCUGACCAAGGAGUCCUGGCCCACAUGGCGCGGCGACGAGAAACAGGGAGUGCUGCACCUGCUCCGGUCAGUCAACAUGGACCAGGAUCAGUUCCAGCUGGGCCGCACGAAGAUCUUCAUCAAGGCGCCGGAGUCGCUGUUCCUGCUUGAAGAGACGAGGGAACGGAAGUUCGACGGCUACGCUCGGGCGAUCCAGAAAGCCUGGCGGAAGUACCAGGCCAGAAAGAAAUACGUGCAGAUGAGAGAGGAAGCCUCCGACCUGCUGCUGAACCGCAAGGAGCGCCGCAGGCACAGCAUCAACAGGAACUUCGUCGGGGAUUACCUUGGGAUGGACGACCGGCCCGAGCUGCGGCAGUUUCUGGCCAAGAGAGAGAAGAUCGACUUCGCCGACAAAGUCACCAAAUACGACCGGCGGUUCAAGGGCGUGAAGAGGGACCUCGUCCUCACCCCGAGGUGCGUGUACCUGAUCGGCCGCGAGAAGGUCAAGCAGGGCCCGGACAAGGGGCAGGUGACCGAGGUGCUGAAGCGCCGGGUCGAGGUGGAGAAGAUCCUGGCCAUCUCUCUCAGCACCAUGCAGGACGAUUUCCUCAUCCUUCACGAGCAGGAGUACGACAGCCUGCUGGAGUGCAUCUUCAAGACGGAGUUCAUCAGCCUCCUGUCCAAGAGAUUCGAGGAGAAAACCCACAGGACGCUACCUCUGAAGUUCGGCACUAUACUUGAAAUGAAGCUGAAGAAGGAGAGUUGGGGUCCCUGGAGCGCGGGGGGCACUCGGCAGGUGCAGUUCGUCCAGGGCCAGGGGGACGUGGCCGUCCUCAACCCCACAAACAAAAUGCUGCAGGUCAGCAUCGGGCCCGGACUCCCCAAGAACACACGUCCCACCAGGAAGAAUUUCUCACAAAGCCGGAGUGUCUCCAGAGCGCCCCAGAGCUACCCCACCAGAGCUGCCCCUGGGCCCCCAGCUUCCCACCAGAACGGAGUGAUAAAGUCAGCCGGUAACAACGUCAGCCAGAGGGCUGCCCCCACGAACCACCCCAGCCACCACCCCACCUUCCUGCCCCCGCCAGUCACCCUCCACCAGCUGAAACAGAGGAACAGCCGGCCCCCGCAGCCCGACCUGGACUGCCUGAGGGUGCCUGACCAGGGCGCAGCGGGUAACCGGCAGAGGCUGCCCACAGAGAGCGGACGAACCGCCCACAGACAGACCACCAGCAGGCCGAUGCCCGGCGGAGGCAGGCCCAAGCCCCUGCCCAAGCCCAAGCCCCAGGUGCCACAGUGCAAGGCGCUGUAUGCCUACGACGCCCAGGAUACAGACGAACUGAGUUUCAAUGCUGAUGACGUCAUUGAAAUCGUCAAAGAAGACGCAUCGGGCUGGUGGACGGGGAGACUGCGAGGGAAGCAAGGCCUGUUCCCCAACAAUUACGUCAGCAAGCUGUAGAGCCGCGCCGCGAGCAGGGAGCCCCUGCAGCUGAAGACCGGCCACGGUCUUCUCCGUUAAAUACUGUGACCCUAGUGAUGGACCAGCCACCAAUAUCAAUCUGGGGACUUGAAUGAGGCCAUGGUUUUUUUAAAAUUAUUUUCCUCUGCAGCUGAUGAUAGCUACACAAACCAUGUGAGCACUGAACAAAACUAUUUAUUGUAUUUAUAGCUUUCUUUGUUUGUUUUUUUUCCUUUGCAAAUAUAAUGAAGGUAUCUAUAGUUAUUUUAUUGAAAAUAUGAAGUUCACGUGUUAUCUGGGACCAAGCAAUCUUUUUAACUGUUAAGGGGGUUCUUGUAACUGUUGGAGAGGUAGGUGCCUAUUUCGAGUCACUGAAUGCAGGUUAAAUUCUUUGUGUUCUAAUUGUUUUAAAGUCUAGUUUUUAUCCCAGUCCAUUUUUUUUUUUGGAGAAGUAAAGUCAGAGGGAAUAUUUGCUGCUAAACUGAUUUUUUUAUAAAUAGUAUUGCCUAUCCAAAAGUAAGAGUAGAUCUAUAUUCUACCAGCCCUUGUACCAUAAUGUUGGUGAUUGUUAGCUGUGGUCACUUGCUCCUGCCUGAAUUGAGGUGAGGAUAAGACUGAGUCACAUUGCACCUAUGUUAAGGUGCAUAUACAGGGGAAAAGAAACAUGCAUUUCGCUCACAAGCUCUGCUGUGGGUCUGGUGUAACCUGUGCUGUAGGGCACAUCACACUGGCCUAAUCCUUACAGGCAGGGGGCGUAGAGGUCCUGAAAGCAGCCAGCUUUCUGUAGCUCCAGCAGAGUCUUUCUAUAUUAGUUCUGUUUGAGGACAGAGCACAGCUCUUCAGCUACACCACAGUUGGCUAACAAGCUACAUCGGUAGUCCCUGGGUAGCACACAACCAAUAAAGGAUAUGAAACUUGAACUGUACAUAUAAAAACCCAUCUCACAAAAUCGCAUAUGAUAAAUAGGUAUGACAAACAGUAAAGUGCACAGAAAUAAUAGCAUGUUAAAUUAAUAAAUGUUUUAGAAGACCAGCCCUUAUCAAGAUUGAUGACAUUACUUUAGUCAUUAAAAGAGACAUCAAGCUUGUAAUAACUAAUCUUUUGGUCAGUUUUAAAACAGGGGUUUUGCCCUUCCCAGAAACAAACUGAUGCAGACAUAUCGCCUCUCCUUCCUCCAUAAUCCACUGCAGAAGCCCCCCUAGGCUGCGUCUAUCUCCAGCAAGCCUUCCUUCACCAAUAUGGCAGGGGUUUCCCAUUCCCAGCCAUGGCCAGGGACACCUACUGUUCAAAGAGUGGCUUUUUCCCAGCAGCCCCUGGGGCAUAUGAUAACAGUGUAGUGGGAUGGGCUGCGCUAGGAAGGAGCAACCCCCUGUCACAUUAAGAGGAGGAACAGGACAGCAACUUUACACAGUCUAUGUUAAAGCACUUUAUUCAACCUGCCACUGCCUGUUAAACACCAGUUGUGGUGUUAAUAGUAUGGAAAGUAUUGUCCAGUUGGGCAUUAUGUGAGUAAUUCAAAAAAGGGCUUGGCUUUGGUUGACAUGUCUGAAAAAAGUAAAAGUUUAACAUUUAUGUGAAGGAUAGUGGGGGAAAAAUGUGUAUUUAAUACAGGCCUUUUAAUUCUGUUGGUGUUUUAUUCCUUGGUCCACUUUGAGGAAUGAAGUGGGGGGGGGGGGGUAUUUCCUUCGGCUGGGGAGGGAAGAGAUCAUGCAGCUGAGCUGGGACUGUAGUUUCAGCCAGAGACCACUAUCAUCUCCAGAUGACAGCAGAGCAUGAAUGUCACUGUUCCUCCCCUCACUUGUCCUUUGUUAAGCAGUAAUAAGAAAACAGACACUCAUUAACCAUUACAUUUUCCCUGCUUGGGAGUUCAGGCAGUUAUAAACUCACUGAUGAGUUUGUAAAUCAAAGCUGUAAGUCAAUUGGUGUGAAAUUGCAGCCUAACUCUGGACUUUUAAAAGUUAGGAGGUACAUUUGAGGACUUUGUACAUCAGCCUUGUGCUAUAAGUGCCUUCUUGCAGGCCUUGUUAUACCAUUACACCUCAAUUCAGUUUUAGCUACGCUAGAGACCAACCAACAAGGCUGUGGUGUCUUCGAGUUAAAUCCUGUUCAAAGGGUUCAUGCAUUAACCAUUCAAGAGCAUCAGAUCUUUGGCUAGUUUAGACCAAGGUGCACAUCAAGCAAUAUAUAAAAUCUACUCAAGCUCAGUAACCCCAUUACCAACUAGAAGGGUAUUGCAAUAUCCACUCAUAAAUACCAAGUAUAGACACACACUAGGGUCUCCAAUUCCUCUCUCAUAAGAGGCAAGAAGGGCCAGGUAAAUCCAUCUUUACAGCUUUUGACCACUGGUUUACAAGGAUGGCAAAUGCCUGUGGCAUUAAGUUGGGAUAACAUCUUCCAAGACUAAGCUGCCAAAUGGUGCAGAUGUUUUAGAAUGACCGUGCAACCCUGCUCGAAGCCCACAAUGGUGCCAGAAGUGCCUUUUGAGUUUCUUUAAUAUGGCUGGCCCAUAUUACUUAUGCCUAAUAUGUAAAUAACUAGGUCUUUUUACAUGUACAUUUUAAAUCAGUUUGCUUUAAUACUAGAUAUGUAUAUGAAUGUAUUGUACUCAUCUGCAAUUCUUGAUAACUUUGCUUUGUUGGUGAAAAUGAAGUUGGUACUCAAUUACUCCUUUGGCUAAAAGGUGGUGCUUCACCCUUGUGCAGGAUCACUCUGCACCUGGUGAAAUCAGGAAUAAAACCAAUAAAUUCCACUGACUGGUUUGUAACAUUUGUGGAAUGCCAAUAAAAAAAAAAGCAAACAUGUCUAUUGAAAAUCACUAUAAUUACCACAUAACAAGAGAUUGACAUUUAUAUUAACACUUUAUUAAAAAUACAAGUUUACAAAAUUGAAAUCAAGUCCUAGCUCCACUAGAGGGAAAGUAGCAGGCUGUUGAAAAACUGACCAGUCUAGUCUCAAUGUUAACCUCCCUCCUCCCCCCCCCCAAAAAAAAA
This is a messenger RNA of Lepisosteus oculatus (spotted gar), 6437 nucleotides long. The record is from RefSeq and is a predicted model, not a curated record. Lineage: Eukaryota; Metazoa; Chordata; Actinopteri; Semionotiformes; Lepisosteidae.